Messenger RNA from Colletotrichum godetiae, 771 nucleotides. RefSeq lists its product as uncharacterized. The coding region runs from base 195 to 659 and encodes 154 amino acids. The record is from RefSeq and is a predicted model, not a curated record. NCBI's taxonomy places the organism in Eukaryota, Fungi, Ascomycota, Sordariomycetes, Glomerellales, Glomerellaceae. The transcript has a single exon.
CAUGGAGGCCAGGUGACCCUACAGAAGAUUAACAAAGUCCGUCGAAAGGUUAAAGCGGCACAAGAAAAGAAUGACAGAUUGAAGUGGAGUAACCAAGGAAGAUGACGAGAAAAGACCCUUACGCUAAGUGCGAGCGACCUUCCUAGCAGGAUGCGUGACUGAGAGUGGGGAGAGCGGGAAAGGCGAAAAGGUUGAUGCCGUCCGCAGCUGCAAGACAAGCACAAGACCCCGUCUUCUAUUUAUUGCUCUAUCUACUCUCCGUGCUCCGUACACGUUUACCGUCAGACGGGUUCUCAGGUAAAUGCAUAGAAAGCGGGGAGAGGCACAGAGCGAGAAGGGAGAUCAGCACAAACCGACGGGGCGGAACCGCCCAUUCAAACAUUGAACGUGACCAGUUCGUGUUCCACCCCCCUUCUCCUCUCUUUUUGAGAGCCCGGGAGCUGUGCUACCCAUUGACAGGACGGGCUAAGAAAAACAAAAAUUCGUGGUUGACUGAUGUGUGGGCGUGUGAGGGAGAGGCGGCAGGGGUCGCGGAGGUAGGAAUGGGCAGAGACCUGGGGAAAGCUGGCAAGGGGCGAAUGAGAUGGUCGGGAUGCGCCGGUCACCCCCGGUCCUGCACCGACCCCGGUCUGGGGUCGAGGGGGGGGAGAUGCGAGUGACAUGGGCAGGAAAUUUGGGGCGUUUUCAGCCUUCAGGCAAUGGACGGACAUGCGUUGGGUACGGAUUAGAGGUUGUAUCUAUUCGAGUGAAGUACGCAUGCUGUGUAGCCUG